Molecule: messenger RNA, 200 nt
Organism: Symbiodinium pilosum
Lineage: Eukaryota; Dinophyceae; Suessiales; Symbiodiniaceae
Source: the annotation of a GenBank genome assembly
GCAAUGACAUAAGCGGCAACGCGGACGGCGUGACGGGCUUGAAAGCCUUGCGCAUUGUUCGCGUGACCCGUGUUCUGAAGGUUGUUCGACUGAUGCGUGUGUUUCGCUUCGUCAUGGCGUUUCGGACCUUGAUCACGUCCAUUGCCUUCACUCUGAAGUCUCUCUUCUGGGCCUUGAUGUUGCUCCUGGUCAUUGUCUAC